AACAGCAGCACCCGGUCUUUCUGGAUUUGCCAGCACCUGGAAUUCCGGACCAAACUCCCCGAAAGGGGUUCCAUUCUGGUCAUGGCUUUGCUCGAUUCCAAAUUCCAGCCCUGGGCUAAAGUUAGGGAACACCUUGAGCAUGUUUUAAGAACGACAGAUCCCGAAGAGCACUGUGUUAUGGUUCCCUAUGGCCUCCAGCUGGCCCAUACCUUUCAUCACCCUCACGUGAUCCGAUGUAUGACGUUCUACCAUAGCACCAACAGCAACAUAUACGUAACUCAACUAGACAUCGGUGUUAUCAACAAAGUCUACUUUUGGUCUCUUAGCACUUUGCCUGAUGAGGAGGUCAAAUGUCAAAGGAUCGAGAUAAACACACAGAUGUCUACGAUUAUAUUUGUACCACAGCACAGGGUCUUUGUUGGUUAUUCUCCCAAUGUGACUCUUCAUGUGUUAAGUGAUCUUAACAAUAAGUGCAUGGAGCUCACACAGGUACACUGCUCAGAAACUAUCGUGUGCAUGGUCUACAAUGAAGACUUUGAUGAGCUUGUCACUGGUGGCCAUGGGUUCCUUCAAGCUUGGAGCAUGACCAAUGUGGAGAAACGUGAUCCUCUUGUUCGAGGUCGUCCAAUCGAAAUUGAGAUUACAGAUGAAGACUGGGUUCGAGAUGUCCGUGUUGAUCGCAAACGUCGUCAGCUGUGUGCUCUCUGUGAUGAGGGUAUUCACAUCAUCAAUUACAUCACAAACACGGAGGUUUACUGUAUCAAGAACUGGCAUGCUUCUGCUCUUUCUAGUUUUGUUUUCUACCACAAGCUUGAGUACUGCAUCACAGCCUCUAUGGACGGGGCUAUCAAGGUUUGGAACGCUGUAGUCUUCAAGGAAGUUCAUCAAUUCAUCGGGCACUAUGACAGUGUUACCGGUCUUGUUAUCCAUCCAGCUGACCCUCUCCUCAUAUCAAGCUCUACAGAUGGAACAGUAAGGAUCUGGAGACUUGAUACCUUUGAAUUGACUCAGAGACUGAAUGUAGGAGAGAAGGUGUUAGGAAUGAAGCUAGCUAACUCCAAUCAACUUUACUACUACACAUUGCAUGAUAUCAAAGUCUGGAACUUCAAUUUGUUUCAUCAUCUGUUCACACCGGUGAGGUCUUGUGUUCACAAGCUGGCUAGGAUCAGCAACCCUUCUUCAUCUUCUAGGGUACUAUGUGCAGCUGAGGAUGGAGGUGUUCGCUUAAUAUCCGCUGUAUCAGGGACUGAGCUUACCAUCAUAUACCCUAUGCCGUCUUUUCAGGUGCUAACAGAUAUUGUAUAUGACCCCAAGAAUUCACUGAUCUUCACUGUUCUUGAGAUGGGAGAUGUGUUGAUCUUUGACAGUUCUACCAACCCAUGUCAGGCUAAAGAACUCCUGGUACCAAUGAUGCCUGAGGAGUCUGUGGUAUCCCUUGCUUUAGUCAAACUGGAUUGUGCCAAUGGACGUGAGGAGACUCCAUCCAGUGAUUAUCUGAUCUUUGCUGGUCUAGCUAGCGGUCAGAUCUCACUGAUGCAAUCCCAGGCUCACUGUAUGAGGUACCCACUACAGGCACACGGUGGAGCUGUGCUGGCGCUGGAGUGUUCCCACGGAGACUAUGGGCCUGAGGUGGACAACUAUGUAGCCAGUGGAGACAGGCUGAUUUCAUGCGGCUCAGACAGGCUGGUGAAGAUCUGGGAGAUUGGAAUCGGUAACACUCUCCAAGCUAUCAGACUCGUCUGCCUCAAAGUGAUAGCAUGCACCAUGUCUCCUUGUCAUAUCUCAAUGCUAGGGAAUAUAUUGUGCACUGUGUUACCAUCAAAUGUGGUGGAGAUGUUUGAACUGUGUGAUGAUUACGAGAGCUCCAUACAACCUGGCCUCCCAACAUCGCAGCUGGCCGAGUACAUCGAUGCCAACAAGGUUCCUGGAAUCAGACACCUUAAACAUCUUAAAGAUCAUGAUCAUAUCAAACAGAUAACGGCUUUGUGCAGUUGUUCCUCCUUAGGUUUGUUUGCAACAACCAGUGAUGAUGGGACUCUCAAGAUUUGGGACCUGAGCAACACCUUGGUGCGUGAAUUAUUGUUUGAUGAAACGCUGAGGAGUGUAUGCUUUGCCAACGCCAGAGGAGACCUACUGGUAGGGUUUCAAAACCACAUCAGCCAUGUGAGUAUCGCAUCCUACCUUCCUCUGUCAUUGAUGGAGAUGCUGGUCGAGACAGAGUUUGAAGAUGAGCAGGUAGAAGAGCCGUUCCAGUUUAACCCAGACCUGCCUCUAUGGUUCAAUCUGAGAAGCAUUCCUACUUUCCCCACUGACCUCCUGUUGAGGCAGAUUGUUAAAAAGAAACUACCCCAGCUAAGAAAGCAGAUCCUAGGAGAGACAACGUCCAAGAUAGAGGAGAACAAGGAGGAGGAAAGAACAGAGGAGGACCCCCGAAGCAGUGUUGAGAUAGUGAUAAAUACCAAAAGUAUUUUCCAGGUUGCAAAGGAAGAAAGUACUAUCCAGGUGGCAGAGAAAAUGGAUCAAGUAACCACUGAAAGGAAAGAACCAGAGCCUACCCCACCCAAGCAGGAGAAGAUUCGACAGGGUGAUGGAUCAAUGAGUUACCAAGGCAACGGUGACCAAGCUCCUGCCGCUUCUGUUUCAAAACCCGCUGCUGAUGAAUGCAGCAAGAUUGAGGAAACUUUGAAGGAGAACAAGGUGGAUGCUACACAAGAGCUAGACCAGGAUGAAGAAACAAAGGCUGAAGAGUUCAAGGUGGAGCAAGAGGUUGCCAUAGAGAUAGAUGAAGGAAAGGACAUGGAAAGAGCAGAAGAGACAAAAGAAUCAUUAGAAGAACCACCAGAGGAAACAGUUGUUGAACCAGUGGAAGUGGAAGAGCCCAAGAUUAAGCUACCCAUUGCUCCAGAUGGUUACAUACCAAACUCGGUCAUCAGGAGGAUAGUCCAGCCCCCACCACCUCCUCGUUCUCCAACCCCGCCCAAGGAAUAUAAGCUUAUGAAUUUUCCUGAUGGACAUGUACACUUUGCUGAGGAAGAGUCAGACAUGGAAUAUGACGAUCAUGAGCCUUAUAUCUGGUCCUCCUCAGAGGAGAGCAUUAAGGACGAGGUCACCCCCGUAACUACCCCUAGCCCUCCUGGCUCGGAGCCAAGCUUCCAUCAGCCACUUAAACCUAGAAGACGAAGUGAGGCUGAGAUAGCUGGUGAAACUGCGCAGGCCAUCGCACGUCAAAGAAGGAUGAGCUUGAAGGUACUUGGAAAGCUGGUCCUUACUCAUCCUGGGUACAGUGAAGAGAGAGAAAAAACAGUGUCGGUCAAGAAGACGAGGCGCAAGAGCAGAGGUAUCAGCAAAGAGACAGGAUCUCUUAGAAAAUAUGAAAAGCGUGGUACCCUGGCAGAUAUUACUCAAGAUGGAGGAGAAGAGAUUGAGGAGGAAGAGGAUGAGAUAGAGAAAGAUCCGGUAGAUAUUCUCCUUCAAAAGAUCACAGAUAACUACUGGUAUCCUAAAGGGCUCAAGAUGGGUAUCUAUACUACAGUCUCAACACUCCUAAAAUUGUUGGAAGAUGCAUCUCAUGAGCACUACAAGGGUAUUUGUGAUUUACUUCAAGAGCUGAAUAGUCUUGUCAACUUUGGAGGAUCUCUGCUGGGCUCCGUCAUCAGUAGGUACCUGAGGGAUCUCAAAAGCUCCAGCUACGAAACUCGUUUGUUUUCCAUCCAAGCUCUGAAAGGUCUCGGAGACAACCGACCCGAAGUUGUGCUAGGUAUUCUCAACGCCAUGGCCGAUAAUGAGGCUGGCAUACAGGCGGAAGCAGCAGAGGCUAUAGAUAAACUGGCUGGGAUCUCAACUAAGAAUGCUAUGGAAGAUUACCUAGCUAGCAUAGGCAUUCUGCAACCUCCUCAAACAAUGGAUCCACUUAGUGACCUUGCCAUUCGAUUCCGACUUGAAGCCCAGCGAGGAGAUGACAGACUGCAUACCACUGCCUCACAUCUCUUAGAACGCAGACAAUCUUCUCAGUUUCACCUUCCUGAUCAAUCGAGCAGUCCAGAUGGGGUCGAGGAUUGGCUGCGAAGUUACCUACACAACAAGGAUCUCUAUCAAUACAAGCCCAAAGGUCUAAAGAUUCAAGCACCGAUCCACAAGAAGAAACGCAGAAUGGCCCUUACUCACAGAGUGACAAGACCUACAGCAACUGGAGAGCUAGUAGCCCUGGAAGAACCAGAGGAAUUGAGUGAUGAGGCAUUGAGUGGUUAUGGAAGUGAUGAAGAUGAGAAGGAGGAUGAGGAAGAAGAUGAGGAAGAAGAUGAGAAGAAAGAUGAGGAAGAAGAUGAUGAUGUAACUUCGGAGGAGGAAUUGGAGGAGGAGCUGGAGGAGAUGGAGAGCUUUGCAAGGCACCCUGAAGAGCAUCAUCAACGGCCAGUGAAGUUGAACAAACAUCAGGCCAUGAUGAAAGCCAAAGAGAUGGCUGCUGAGAGGGAGAAAGUAAUCAUGGAGCGAAAGGCCAAAGAAAAGAUGAGGAAACACAUAGAAGAGUACGAAGAAGCCAUGAAGAAGAAACGCCGAAAGAUGAAGCAUUUUUUGCCCUACCACACAAGGUUCUACAAUUAUUACUCCAAACCAGAGAAGGCUAGCGGGCAAGUAUACCAGCGUGCAAGACGAGGUAUCAAAGCUAUGCUGAAGUCUGUACCUUCCAUUCAAGAGACUGAAACAAUGCCAAGCAUAGUGGAAAAAAGAUCCCGUCAUGACUCACAAAUACACGUACAAGAGCAAAUGUCUAGUCAAUCUAUGGUAUCCGAAACGGACCAAACCCCUCUUCAAACCGGCCUCCGACAAAUGAUGCAUCUUCAAAUAGAGGAAGAGAAGGAGGAGGUGACCACUCCAGAACAAUCUCUCAGAAAACCAGUCAGUCAGCAGAUUUCAAGAGAAACCAGCAAAAAUGAGAUCAAGAAAGGAGUUCACUUCUACCUAGACAGAAGGCGAUGGGAGGACAAGGAGAUGAUAGCUAAAGGUUUGGGUACACAAUUUGGCCCGAGGUUCAACACCCCUGUGGAACCCACUGGAGACUCGGGUCUCGGGGAGAGCAUAUUGAUUGGAACCAGCAUAUUGACUGGAACCAGUCAGCUACUCACUGGAACAGGUGCAAGUGAUAUCUUCAGUGAAUCUGUGACUGGUACAAAAACUGAUGGCACCGGUGGGAUGCACCCAGGGAGCAUUGAGAGUAGCAGACCAAGAUCUAACCUCACUAGGGCUAACGUCAGGCGACAUGAGCUCCUCAGUGCACACAAAGAGGCCAGAGACUCAGAGAUAGUGCCCAAAGAAAACUGGCACGACUUCUUCCUCCUGCCUAUGAUCCAGGAAAAGCGAAAGCAUCAUGAAGCGCUUCGUAGUCUUCGAGGUGGCAUCAGAGUUGAUGGAGAGGCACCUAAGAAACCAAUGAAGAUCAAGUGUGUUCCAUCAGGAGUAGCUCUAACACCUGGCAGUAGCAACCAGAGGAUACUCUGUGACAUUUCGCUUGGGUCAAAGGGCAAAGGUCGAAGCAUUGGAGAACGGGGAGACAUCCCUCAGGUCCCACCCUUGGGAAAGCAAGGUGUGACAGGCUAUGGUGCGUUACAGAUGACUUGGUCAAACAUGGUUCCACGAUACACUGCCCAAACACAGGAGGGGCACUGUGUAACCAUGGGAAGCAGGAGGCGUGACUUGUCUCUGGGGACGGCACAGAGAAAAGAAAAGGAUUGGACAAAAUAUGAAGCAAACAAGAAGAUGUGGCUGAGAACACAAAUGCUCUAUCCAUCACUGUUUGCUCUCCAGGAGAUAGAUUUGGUCAAAAGAAGACUGAGUGAACCUCACCCAACCAAGAAGGGUAAUGUGUUUCAAUGGGAGACACCGCUACCUAUGGUCUCAUUCAAACCAACAGAGAGACAAGCUGAGGAGCCAAAGAAGACAUGUCGCAUGUGUGAUCAGGAGCGGCACAAAAUGGCGACCAGUCUCCCAUCCAUCAUCCAAUCAGAGAACAGGGAAGACGUCCCUAUCGUCCCUUGGAAUUCCAUCGCAUCGACCUGUGACCCAUGGACUCUACCGAAGAUUAAAAUCCACAAGAAGCAUGCGAGUGAUGGACUAAAGACUGUGCAGCAGCAGCCACUGGCAGAGAUCACUGCCCAGUCAUAGCACAAGCCCAUGGACUAUUCUUAGCAUAAGCCCCUUGAACCCUUCUUCUAUCAAGAUCAAUGAUGGUGUGUUUUCCUGCACCAAGCUCCAAGCACAAAAGGAUUGUGAAUCAAUACGACUGGAUGUCAACCAUAAAGGCAACAUCAUUGCAGCUGAUUACAGAACAAUACCAAGAGCUAUUAGGACUGGACAUUUAGUGCUAAUAGUUCUUAUUACUACGUAUGUAUUGUAAAAUAAUAUUGCACCAAAUUAAUUCUCAAAGAUGAUGAUAGGAAGACUGAUUUGUAUUCACAUAGUGAUUUUAAUUUCAGAAUUUGGACUCAGCCAAAAUACUUAUCUCUGAGACAGUUUUCACAUCAUUGGAACACUCUGUGCUAAAGAUAUUCUUCUCUGAAAUAUUAGAAAUGCUACAAUUUGAUGGCCACUCAUGAAAACCAAACUUCCAGAAUAAUAUAAGUUCCUUGUAUUUAUAUUACA
Molecule: messenger RNA, 6636 nt
Organism: Strongylocentrotus purpuratus (purple sea urchin)
Lineage: Eukaryota; Metazoa; Echinodermata; Echinoidea; Camarodonta; Strongylocentrotidae
Exons: 37
Coding region: 82-6159 (2025 amino acids)
Molecular function (GO): protein binding
Source: RefSeq, a predicted model, not a curated record